UGUGUUCCAGAGACAACAUGAGUAAACACUGACCAAAUUAAUUUGGGGAUAAAUGAUCUCUUUAAAUUUGAGCGUAAAGGAACCGCUCGGCUCCUUCUGCGCACGCGCGCUACUCAGUUGCUAUGGGAUACGUGACGAACCAAUAGCGCGUCCAGCCGUUUGUUGUUGAGCGCAUCGUUACAGCGUCGUUGGAUACGGCGUCGUGUCAGGAAAUAUCGUUUAUCUUACUUUAAUCUACUCAAUAACUCAGGACAGUGGUGUCUAAGCGCAAACAUGACAGCGGGCUCGGUGGCAGCUCCUCAGAUCAUUCCCAUUCGCCUGCCGCCUCCGGGAAAAGCCAAACACGAGAUCGACUCCUGCACCCCUGUCGAGAUCAAAUCCGGUGAGUCGACGCGGCUGCGGCAGCGGCACGCACUUGUUCAUCGAUGGUUGAUCUUCGUGUUUCACAUUGCGUGUGUCCCAGACUCCUCUGAUGUGAGUGUCCUGUACACGCUGGACGGCAGUAAGCCCGAGAUGAUGAAGAGGCCGGGUUUCGGUGACAGCACUCUGAAGUACAGCGAACCCAUCCGCUUGCCCGCGGGGAGAGUGUCUGUGAGAGCCAUGGCUGUCAGCACCGACGGCCGUCAGAGCGCAGUCGUCACCAAGGUUUUCAGAGUGACCCCGUCUCCUUCGGAUGAGCAGGAUCUGACUGCAGGCCGUGAGGAUGACACCCUGACGGACGGCCGAGCGAUCAAUGGCAAGGAUGAUACUUUAAUUAAUUUGAAGGACAGCGAAUACGGAGUUGGCAUUCCCUCUGCUAAAAAUCCAGAUAUUCGGAGUGGUGAAUCACGAGAAGGUUUGAAAGGUCCUCGAUUCCUGUCGCGACGCCUCGGCCCCGGUUCGUCUGCAUGGACGACAGCGCGAGACACGCAAAACCAGAGCACGGAUGUGGAAAACCUCUUAAAAACCUCAAGCGGCACGCAGAUAUCGCGCAUCCAGAGAGAGACUGAUUUCCUUAGAUGUCCAAAGUGCUUGAGUCAUCGCCCUUCGGAUCCUUUCGCCCGAUUCUGUCUGCACUGUGGAGCGCCAGUGCCUCCAAUACCUGGUCAGAGACUGCCCCCUACUGAAGGAGGACAGAUGGGUCUAUGUGUGCACUGUAAAGCCAUGGUGCCUCUCAACACGGCCUCGUGUGUGGUGUGUGAGUCUCCACUGACUCAACAACUGCAGCCGCAGGCCAGUCUGAGACUACAGGAUAAGCUCAUCUGUCGGUCUUGUGGGACGGGAAACCCUGCUCAUAUCACACACUGUGUCACUUGUGAAUCCCAGCUGCUUCGGCAAACCACACCGGUUUUCAGCGGACAGAGGGCUGCACCUGUUCCCAGCUCACAGGGCAAAAUGGUCUCCUGCUCUAAGUGCAGUAGAGUCAACCACUCGGAUGCCCGAUUCUGCGACUGGUGUGGGGCAAAGCCCGGCCACAAAGCCAGCUCUGUGGCCUGUUCUCAGUGUGGAGCCAGCAGCCAUCCUUACGCUAAUUACUGCGGUGGCUGCGGUGUCUUCCUGGACGGCCCACCCAGGACGUCCUCACAUGUAAACGCACAGGACGCACAGGAAGCUGACCAGUCUUCAGCCACCUGGCAGGCGGUUCCUGCUCCUGAAUCAACGACUGAGCUUCCGGCUGCGGGUUUGCGCACGUGCGCAGACGCACAGACGCAGACAGCAGGGCUGUUUUUCCCGUCUAGCACCGAGCUGAAAAAACGCAGCCAACAGAGGGAGGCGGAGCUUAGCAGACAGGAGCAGAUGAGUGACAGGAAGCCCCUCCUCACUGCCGUUAGUCCCGGCCGAGGGUACUGGAGGAAGCAGCUGGACCACAUUUGCGCUCAUCUGCGCAGUUACACUCAGAAUAAUACCGAGUUUAGAGCUCUGAUCGGAGAACCUCGUCUGGGCAGAAUGAUAUCCGCUGUUAUUCAGGAGGACGGCUACGAAGUCAGUCUGCGCAUUAACUUCAUCUCUGCCUCGCCGGAGGACUCCAGGUCGUCUUCUGCCGGCCAGCAGAGCAGAUCUGUGGCAUCGGAGAGCCAGAACCUCAGUGCUGUGACAGAAGGCAGAAACUCAGCCAGUCCCGACAUUAAUACAGCAAGAUUGUCAGCAAACAGGAAGAAGCAGAAAAAGAUCUGGAGCUCAGACGCCAAGCAGACGGUGACUAAAGACAGCCUGCUCCUUAAGGAGGUGGGGCCUGAGGGGCGGGGCCAGAUCUCAGCAGUGCAGCAGCUAUUGAAUGAGGGUGCUGACCCAGCAUGUUUGGGAAGCGACGGUCGCCCCGCUCUGGUUGCUGCAGUGUUAAACGGGCAUCAUGACGUGAUUCCUGUACUGGUGCAGAGAGAAGCUGACGUUAACCAGGCAUCUGGGCUGUUGAAUAACACAGCGCUGCAUGAGGCUGCAGCUCUGGGAAACGAAGGUCUGAGGAGCGUCGAGAUGCUCCUGGGGUGUAAUGCAAGCAUCAGGAAACAGAACGGCCGCGGACAGACGGCGUAUGAUAUUGCCGUGGCCGCCGGGAGCAGUUCUGUGGUCUCUCUGAUGGCCGCUCACAUGGGACAGGAUCUGCUACAGCGCCACACCAAGGCCAGGAGCCCAUCUGGACUGGAUACGUUCUCUUGAAGCAAUCCGCGUCUUAACCAAACCUAAUCUCAACUGACAUACUCAGGCAAAAUGAUUUAUUGUUAAAGUGUGUUUUCCACAUUGUCGCUUCGGAUUUAAUCAGUAAAAACUAAAUGCAGAAAGGGGACUAAAUUGAGACAUAAAUGGAGACUAAAUACUCAGAAUUGCGUGAAAGAGGUUGAGGAAUUCUAAGAAAGUGAAAGUUUUCUGAAUUUUAAAUUUUACGUGAAUUAUACUGAUAAGUGUUUUUUUAUAGGCGUAAACAAUAAUUCAUUCCCAUUCCUAAACUACUUUUUUUUUUGUCAUGAAAUCGUUCCAUUUUGAUGUUUACGCAUGUGUUUUAAGCCGGUUGCUAUCAAAUGAUUAUUUGCAAUAAAUCUUAUCCAAAAUC
Messenger RNA from Puntigrus tetrazona (Sumatra barb), 3025 nucleotides. It is a transcript of the gene dzank1, whose product is annotated as double zinc ribbon and ankyrin repeat domains 1. The coding region runs from base 274 to 2634 and encodes 786 amino acids. Gene Ontology annotation, molecular function: protein binding. Gene Ontology annotation, biological process: eye photoreceptor cell development. The record is from RefSeq and is a predicted model, not a curated record. NCBI's taxonomy places the organism in Eukaryota, Metazoa, Chordata, Actinopteri, Cypriniformes, Cyprinidae. The transcript has 20 exons.